Molecule: messenger RNA, 6690 nt
Organism: Funneliformis geosporum
Lineage: Eukaryota; Fungi; Glomeromycota; Glomeromycetes; Glomerales; Glomeraceae
Source: the annotation of a GenBank genome assembly
AUGUCAAAUAAUUAUAAUGGUCAACGACUUGUCGGCUUUAAUCGACAAUUUCCAAAAAAUUUUGCCGAGGCCAAAGAUUAUAUAUUUGAACUAGGAUAUUUUUGUUAUAUUGAAACAAACCAAGCUUUUCAAAUAUUUUGGGCCUUAAUCAGUAAUACAUAUACAAUAAUAAGUACUAAAGCUCCAACUGAACUUAUUAGAGAUAUUACCAACAAAGCACUGGAACUUUCAAGUAAAACUAUGGAAUAUGCUGUGAAUCAAGGAGUUGUUGACAAUGUUGCGUCAUAUCUUAUGCGUAAAGAAAAAAAUACCGAAGAUAAUACUGAACUGCAAAUAAAGGGUUCGGGAAUUACUAAUGAUAUUAGAGAAACUUCUACAACCGAUAUAUUAGAUCUUAAUGCUUAUCUUCAAGAACAACUUACUAAACGUAUAAUGUUUCUUGACGGUGCCAUGGGUACCGUUAUUCAGCUACUUAAACUUUCUGAAGAAGAAUUUCGAGGAGAUUUAUUUAAAGAUCAUUCACAUGAUCUAAAAGGGAACAAUGAUAUUUUGGUUUUAACGCAACCUGAGAUUAUUAAGAAAAUACAUAUCGAAUAUUUAGAAGCUGGGACCGACUUUGUUGGAACCAAUACCUUUUGUAGUACUUCCAUUAGUCAAGCAGAUUAUUUUUGUGAAAAAUAUGCUUAUGAAUUAAAUAAAGAAGCUGCUAAAUUGGCAAAAGAAGCAUGUAUUGAGGUUACAGCACGAGAUACAAGCAGACCAAGGUUUGUCUGUGGAGCAAUUGGACCAACAAAUCGCACAUGUUCUAUUUCUCCAUCCGUAGAAAAUCCUGCUUAUCGUAAUGUCACCUUUGAUGAGUUGGUCGAAGCAUAUUCAGAACAAAUUAGAGGUUUACUAGAUGGUGGAGCUGACAUUCUAUUAGUAGAGACUAUUUUCGAUACUUUAAAUGCAAAGGCAGUUUUAUAUGCAAUUGAUUUGUUAUUUGAAAGUGGUUAUAAGAAAACCCCAAUCUUUGUUUCUGGUACAAUUGUUGACCAAUCUGGACGUACCCUUAGUGGGCAAACUGGAGAAGCCUUUGUAACUAGUAUCAAUCAUUCACAUCCAUUGGCAAUCGGACUGAAUUGUGCUUUGGGUGCAGAACAAAUGAAACCAUUCAUUCAAAAUAUUUCUAAGUUUACAAGUUCAUUUGUAAUUUGUUAUCCAAAUGCUGGUUUACCAAACACUUUUGGAGAUUAUGAUGAAACACCUGAAAUGAUGUCAAAAGCAGUUGCAGAUUUUGCAAUGGAUGGUCUUGUUAAUAUAUUGGGAGGAUGUUGUGGUACAACACCCAGUCAUUUGAAAGCAAUCGUUGAAGCUUGUUCAAAAUAUAAACCUAGAGUUCCACCGCCAGAUACAAAGUUAGAUAAUAUGAUCAUUUCUGGAUUGGAAGUGUUGAAAGUUAACAAGGAAACAAAUUUCGUAAAUAUAGGAGAGCGUUGUAAUGUUGCUGGAUCAAGGAAGUUCGCUCGUCAUAUUAUAAAAGGAGAAUAUGAAGAAGCAAUGGCAAUAGCAAGGUCUCAAGUUGAAAAUGGUGCACAGAUUGUUGAUGUUAAUAUGGACGAAGGAAUGUUGGAUGGAAAAGCUGCCAUGACUAAAUUUUUGAAUUUAAUUGCUAGUGAUCCAGAUGUUGCUAGGGUCCCAAUCAUGGUAGAUUCUUCAAACUUUGAAGUGGUCCUAGCAGGAUUGAAAUGUGCGCAAGGAAAGUGUAUUGUAAAUAGUAUAAGUUUAAAAGAAGGACCUGAAGAUUUCAUUAAAAAGGCCAAGAUUAUUAGAAGGUUUGGUGCUGCUGUUGUUGUUAUGGCUUUUGAUGAAACAGGUCAAGCAGAUGUUAAAGAUCGCAAAGUUGAAAUCUGUACUAGAUCGUAUAAAAUCUUAACUGAAAUAGUUGGAUUCAAUCCUAACGAUAUUAUUUUUGACCCAAAUAUUUUAACUAUCUGUACUGGUAUGGAAGAACAUAAUAAUUUUGGUGUAGAAUUUAUUGAAGCAACACGAGAAAUCAAACGAACUUUAUCAGGUGCAAAAAUUAGCGGUGGUGUAUCUAAUUUAUCAUUUUCAUUUCGUGGAAUGGAUAAAGUUAGAGAAGCUAUGCAUAGCGUUUUCCUAUAUCAUGCAAUUCAAGCAGGUCUUGAUAUGGGAAUCGUAAAUGCAGGGUUUUUGACUAUUUAUGAUGACAUUCCAAAAGAUUUGCUUGAACUUUGUGAAAAUGCAUUAUGGAAUCGUGAUUCUGAUGUAACGGAAAAAAUCUUAAAUUAUGCACAGAAGCAUGGUAAAGGAGCUAAAAAGGAAGAAGCUGAGGAAGAAUGGAGAAAGGAAAACGUAAAAUCCAGAAUUAGUUACGCUUUAGUUAAAGGGAUUACAAAAUAUAUUAUCGAAGAUACGGAGGAAGCUAGGAAGAAUUAUUCGAGACCUUUAGAAGUUAUAGAAGGUCCUUUAAUGAGUGGUAUGAGUAUUGUUGGUGACUUAUUUGGAAAAGGUAAAAUGUUUUUACCACAGGUUAUAAAAUCUGCACGUGUUAUGAAAAAGGCAGUAGCACACUUGAUCCCAUAUAUGGAAGAAGAACGUAUGGCUAAUCUUGCAAAAACUGGUGGUGAAGAUUCAGGUCCUGCACAUGCAGGAGUUGUUGUUUUAGCUACUGUAAAAGGAGAUGUUCAUGACAUUGGUAAAAAUAUUGUUGGCGUUGUGCUCGGUUGUAAUAAUUAUAAGGUUAUUGAUUUAGGUGUAAUGACACCUUGUGAGAAAAUUAUAGCAACAGCUUUGGAAGAAAAAGCUGAUAUUAUUGGAUUAUCGGGCUUGAUCACACCUUCAUUAGAUGAAAUGAUAACGGUUGCCAAGGAAAUGGAAAAGCGUAAUUUGAAUAUUCCAUUAUUAAUUGGUGGAGCUACAACUUCCAAAGCGCAUACUGCAGUAAAAAUUUCUCCUCAAUAUAAUAAACCUACUAUUCAUGUAUUGGACGCUUCAAAAAGCGUCGUUGUGGUAUCAAAUUUGUUGGACGAGAAAUCUAAAGAGGACUUCUGGGAAGAUAUAGCAGAAGAAUAUCAAGAAAUUAGGGAAGAUCAUUUUGCUUCUUUAAAAGACCGGAAAUAUUUAUCUUUGCAAGCUGCGAGAGAAAAAAGAUUCAAAAUUGACUGGGCUAAACAACCUCUUCCCGUUAAACCAUCUUUUAUUGGAAAACGAGUAUUUACGAAUUAUGAUUUAAAGAGAAUUUCAGAAUAUAUUGAUUGGAAUCCUUUCUUUCAAGUUUGGCAAUUGAGAGGAAGGUAUCCAAAUCGCGGAUUCCCAAAAAUUUUUAAUGAUGAACAUGUUGGUGCAGAAGCUAAAAAAAUAUAUGAUGAGGCAUUAACUUUUGUCAAAAAGAUAAUUGAUGAGAAUUUAUUCGUUGCUAAGGGCGUUGUCGGAAUUUAUCCUGCUAAUAGUGUGGAUGAUGAUAUUCGGGUAUAUGAGGAUGAAUCACGAUGCAAGGUUUCUUCCACAUUUUUCGGAUUAAGACAACAAGCGGAAAAGGAGCCGAAAGAACCAUAUUUUUGUCUUUCCGAUUUUGUAGCACCUAGAGUAUCUGGUAUACCAGAUUAUUUAGGUUUAUUUGCAGUUGGUAUCUUUGGUGCUGAAGAGCUUGCAAAGAAAUUCGAAGAUGAACAUGAUGAUUACAAUAUUAUCAUGACUAAAGCAAUAGCAGAUCGUUUUGCUGAAGGAUUUGCCGAGUGUUUGCAUGAGGACAUACGUAAAGAAUUAUGGGGAUACUCACCAAAUGAAAAUUUAAAAUUAGGAGAUAUGCUGAGUGUUAAAUAUCAAGGUAUUAGACCAGCUCCAGCUUAUCCAUCUCAACCGGAUCAUCGUGAAAAAUCAACUAUGUGGAAUUUAAUGAAGAUACAUGAAGAAACUGGAAUCGAAUUGACUGAUAAUUUGGCUAUGCUUCCCGCUGCUAGUGUUUCAGCCUUAGUCUUUGCAAAUUCCGAAUCACAAUAUUUCGCGGUUGGAAAGAUUGAAAAGGAUCAGGUUCUAAACUACACUGAACGGCUUGGUAAAGACCUUGAGGAUACAGAAAAGUGGCUUCGACCCAAUCUUAAUUACGCUCUACAAAUGGAACUACAGCAUCAAGUAGACUUUAAAGUUGCUUGUAAUUCUGAUCCUAAUGUACUUCGAAGACUAAAAUUUGAAAAGGGUUCAGUCCUUACAUAUUCUUCUUUGAAAGCAAAGCUUUCGGAUCUUUUUCAAUCGAAUAAUUUUAACGUUCGAUACCAAGAUGAAGAUGGUGAUGCAAUAAAUAUCGAUAGUGACUUAGAUCUGCGAGAAGCAAUUGAUCAUUUUAAUCUAGACAAAAAAAAUGCUAGAAUUGUGAUUCGUUUAAGCUUGGAAAUAAUCGACACAAUAGACUCCAAACAUCAAGAAAAAGAGUCACCAAAUAAUCUUAAUGGUAAUUCAAAUGAAGACAUAAAUAAUGUAACAGACAACUCACAUUCGUCAUCAUCCGAAUUUGGCACGAAUAACGAAUAUGCUAAUCCUGAAGAGUAUCCUUUCGAAAGAGUCCUUAAUGUAGGAAUCAAACAUUUUCAAGACACGGUACAAACCUUUGUUACGCAACUAAGUUCCACUAUUGAACGUGAUAACUCAUAUAAGAAUUUUAACGUGUCUCAGCCAAAUCAAUCAGAUGAUUCUCGUAACGUUAAUAGUAAUGAUAUUACAAAUCUUUCGUCUGGUACUCGCCGAAUUCAAAAUUCUUCGGAACCUGUUGUGCAUCAUGGUGUAUUAUGCGAUUGCUGUCAAAAUACUAUCCGCGGAAUGAGAUGGAAGUGUACAACUUGUAAAAAUUAUGACUUGUGUCAAGUUUGUAAAUCCAAACCAAGCAUUCUUAAUACACACCCAAAUGAUCAUGUUUUCCGACCUAUUCCCUAUCCGAGAACUUCCAAUCAUUCUACUCAUUCUGAAAAUGUGCAUUCCGCUACUUGCGACUAUUGUGAAUCAGUCAUAUUUGGAAUACGCCAUAAAUGUAUUAAUUGCCCAGAUUUUGACUUGUGUAGUAACUGCAUUUCGCUUGCACCAACUCAACAUCCAGAUCAUACAUUUAUGUCUAUUCAUAAACCUGGUGAUCCAGAAAUCAAAAUUCCAGAUGCCGCUUUUCAUCCUGGAAUUAAAUGCGAUGGUUGUCACAAAGCAAUUAAUGGUGUCAGAUUUAAAUGCGGAAAUUGCCCCGAUUUCGAUCUUUGCGGAAAUUGCGAGGCAUCUCCUCUAAACAAACAUGAUAUUAAUCAUGUUUUCCUUAAACUCAGGAGACCUGUUCCAUCUCCACUAUCAGCAACUGCGGCUUUACUUCCGCUCUUUUAUUCGCGUGCAGAUAUCAAGGGUGGUUGUAAAUCAAAAGCGGAAUGCAGAAAAAAUUCUUCGAAAGAAACAGAAUCUAUUACAAAUAACGAUAUUGAUGAGUUGACUCCAAAUUUGUCCUCACAACCUACUAUUCAGAAGCAACCAAUAACAAUUGUCAAAGCACCGAGUGGCGAAGCCGUUAUUAGUCGGGCACCUAUUGAACUUUAUGAGUCAUUGCGUGAUACUUUAAAAUCUGUAUCAGCUCCUUUGCCCGAGAUAUCUUCUAAACCUUCUCCUUCCGUUUCAAAUAUCAACUCAUGUCAUAACGAUUUAUUCACCCCUUUGUUCUUUAAAAAAACCGAACCAGCUUCGCAGGAUUCUUCAGAAAAUGCUUUAAAUGUAUCAAUGUUGAAUUCAUGUUUUAUUGAAGAUGUUAAUAUACCAGAUGGUACAGUCCUCGUGCCACAAGCUCAAUUUCUAAAAAUCUGGAAACUGUCUAACAACGGUGGUUGGCCUGAAAGUACGGUCCUACAGUUUGUUGGUGGACAGCGUAUGUUCAAUGAUACUUUGUUUAAAAAUGGCGAAGAAGCUAUCGCACCUUAUAUCCCUGUUGGUGCCGUUGAAGUUGGUAAAACUCUGGAUAUUUCUGCUGAUCUCCAAGCGCCAUCUGAACCUGGAAAACACAUUUCAUACUGGAGAUUAACGGAUAAGGAUGGUAAUCGAUUUGGACACAAUGUUUGGUGCGAUAUUUAUGUGGAAGCUAUUGAUCAAUCGUCCAAUAUGUCCGCCUCUUCAAUGAUCUUCCCUGUAUUAAAUUAUGAUCAACAAUCGGUUUCUGCUAAAUCUAAUGAUACCUCAGUUCCAUUGUCUUCAAUUCCUGCCACUCUUGUAUCUUCAGACAUUGAAAGAUUUGAAAAUGAUGAUAAUAGUAUUUUCCGUGAUCCAGUUUCACUUGGUUCAUCUUUCACAGAUUCGUCUCAAGAUUUUAUUGUUGUAGAAAAAGAUUCGGACGAUGACAUGCAAUCACAACGUGGAAGAAGCGUACAACCAUAUACUAUAAAUCAAGAUUCAAAUGACGAAGUUAUGAACGAAACACAAUCCGAAGGGAAACUUUUGGCCGAAAAUUCACCCGUUCCUUUAUCUGCUGAAGAAGAUUUCGUUGUAACAUCACAAUCCGUUGAUGUUGGUGAGUCUAAAUUAAGUAAAGAAUUUUCAGAGAAUUUGAAAUACAAACAAACAUUGGCUCAAUUGGUCGACAUGGGAUUCGAUGAUGAAGAUAACGAAGUAGCUCUGAUGAAACUUGUGGUGGAGCAUGAUGGAGAAUUAGAACCAAUUCUCAAUAUACUCAUUUAA